CAAGCGCAGUUCUGGAAGCUCCUCUACGCCAUUUCCAGCGACACCAAGCAGGAAUACGAUGCCUCCCGUGAAUUACGCAGUGGCAAGCACGACAACGAGACGUUCACCCUCCUCUACCGCCUGGCAAACCACAUGGAGCAACCUUGGCGGUUCAAAGCCCGAGCCCGACUCCGACGAGUGCUUACAUUCCGCAACGCCACCGUGCCCAAGUACAACCUGCCGCUCAAGAUACCCUUCCUCGCCCACAACGACUUCAAGACCAACGCGCAGGAGUUUGUCACCAGGCUCAUCCGACAACAUCGGCACGUUCUCACCCCGCACCACCUCCCGACCAAAACCACACAGGAGAUGCCGCACCCCGCGCUCAACAAGGCCAGUCCAACCUCGGCGCAGCCUUCGCGAAUGUCGGUGCUUGCAACGCCUUCUUUCCAUCCAAAAGACGUUUACACGACCAAAUUCUCAACCAACUUCGCGGGUGGCUCAAGCACCAUUUUAUUUCCCAACGACGACCGCAUCAUGGAGAACUUCGAGUCAUUCUUCGAGGAGCAGCGGCAACGACAUGAAGAACAACAGCGAUACGAACCUCGACUCACACACCGACUUGUCAAGCACCGGGUAUCCGCACUGCCACACAAUUACAUUAUUCACAACGAGGACCACGCCAACGCCCACCUCAUGAUCUACUGCCCCAACGUCUACAAUCAGGCAGCGGUCAACACCUGGAUGGACAAGAAAACGUUCCUUCUGGACAAAAGCCCCGAGGACAUCAAGGCAGAUAUGGCAAGACAAACGCCAGCAACGGUUCGCAAGCACUACAAAAAGCUCCUCGACUACAACGAGCCUAUUCCGUAUGGCUACAUCAUGAUGAAGCGGAAAAAGCAGUGGAGCAACGGCCGCACGAUCAUCGCCUACUCCAACACAUGUGUUGGCCGACUUCUUCGCGUUGCGGCGUUGGCACUUCAGCAGAUGCUCAAAGCCACGUGGCCACACCACUUCGGGAACAUCGCAACACCUCAGCUGUGGCAGGAAGUCCACGAACUACUCCAGGCCAACGAAGAGCAGCCGGAGCGGGAACUUAUAUUCCUCAAUCACGACCUUGUUGGCUUUUUCAACAGCAUUCCUCAGGCUGACAUCAUACAAAGCGUGCGCUACCUCAUCGCAGAGUACGUCGACAACCGAGCGAUCAUCGUCGACAAGGAAGCACUUCACACCAACCCCUACAUCUGGCAGCUAGCGUCAGCUACAUUCUUCACUCCCAGCCGUGGCGAUACCGGCUACCGCAGUCAGCAGGCUCGCGCAAGCUUCGCCUCAGCAGCAGAGCCUUCACAGCCGCACGUGCCCGUCCCAAAUUUCAGCCUCAAGCUGGUAGAGGAAAUCGCGAUCUCCCUCGAGUACCCCAGCAUGGAUCUAUACAGAUGGAUGGAGCAAAGAGCCUCGGGCCGCGCUCCUCGUCGCCGACGACUCAACCCUCGUGAGGACCUCCCGGAACAUCUGCAACUGCAUCACUUACCCCUCAAGGAUGUUCUACAGAUGGAGCAACAGGUGCAUGUGUGGUCCUGUCGGACUCGGCGUCCGGACCAAUGUCAUCGUCAGAACACUACGAAUCAAGAAUACAAUCACGCCCUCAGAGUCAAGUCGACUCUACUUGCCGAUGCACACGGCCUGGCGUGCGACAUGGCCAUCCAGCACACCGAGAUCACCGCCUACGCCCUCUUGGAAGUGACGCACGACCUCCGCACGCUCAUGCACCUCGCGCAAGUCAACAAAGUCACGUGGAUCCACUGCAGCCAACUCCUCAAGUCGACACACACAGACUUCAAGACCCAGGCGAACGCCCCAUGGCACAAACGCGCAGGUCGUGCCAUAGAUGCAAACCAUGAGGAGACGCCGAUCGACAUCAAGACGUACCUGUUCAACAAGCGCAUACACACGUGGUACCAGUACCAUCAUGAGCUUUCAUAUCAACAAUACAUGGAUCUUCAAGUGCGUGAACUCCUGCGCCUACCACAGACGGCAUUCCUAAAGACCAUGGACGCCGUGGCACCUACAACUCCACCGUCAUCAUCCAGCUCGUAUGACUACUCCGACGAGGGCGACACCUACGCUGCACAGCAUGUGUUAACCAACGCAACACUGCUCACAACCAUUCUCAAAUUCCACACGGAGAUCCGAGUCAGGAUGGUGGCUGUGAGCGUGGAGGACACCCCCGCGGCCAGGCACGCCAAUCAAGCCAUGCAAGGAGCCAUGGACGCGAUCGUGCAACAGCAUCCUCAAGCCCAACACACGACGGUGAUCCGCGAUUAUCGCCCUCAGCACACUCUCAUCGAGAAGUUGGUAUCGCCAGACAUCGUCUACAGCCUGCUGCUCACGAACCUCCAGGCGCCUAAGACCGAGAUUAUCUAUGGAAAGCCCCUUCUGUCCUUUGCGGAAAUUCUAUCCCUGAGGGUCGGCGAAUACCAGUAA
Molecule: messenger RNA, 2463 nt
Organism: Symbiodinium necroappetens
Lineage: Eukaryota; Dinophyceae; Suessiales; Symbiodiniaceae
Source: the annotation of a GenBank genome assembly